AUGCAGCGUGCGCUGUUGCUGCUAUGGUUCUCCGCCACAAGCGUGGAGACGACCUUGCCAGCGACGGAUGUUGAUGCAGCUCUGCGCGAGGAGUUCGACAAGGAGAGCUGCCCCGGUGCUGCGGGCGAAGCCUCGUGGUUGCAGCGCAGCGCUCGUCGCAAGAGUCUCCAGGAGCUGCACGAGGGCUCGGAGACUCGUCAGAAUGCCUCAGUGGCCCUCAGCGAGGACAAGCAGUACUGCGACUCGCACACGGGUGGAAGCUGUCGCUUCUGGAGCUGCUCAGCAUCUCGCGGCCCCACUAUGUGUACCGCCUACCAAUGUCUCUGCAAGCCCGGAUUCUGCGCUGUUGACGGCGUUUGCAAGGAGCGUACAGCUCACGCUGUGGACACGUGCGGCAGGCAAACAGGAGGAAGCUGUACACUGUGGGGAUGCGCCUCCUAUCGUGGGCCAGUGGACUGCGUGAACCAGGAAUGUGUUUGCAAAGAAGGAUAUUGCAGCGCCGGCGAUGGCACUUGCAAGAAGCCCAAGCCAGCGAUCAAAGCUCGCGUAGCGGCUGUGAACUCCAGACAGCCUUUCUUCCCAGACUCCCAGGCCCAAUUGCGAACUGGAAUUUGCUUCAGUGGCGGGGGCUCCCGCGCGCUCUCUGUGACCCUCGGAGUGCUCCGUGCUUUGGAGAGCUUGCAGCUCAUUCCUCACAUUGACGCUAUCUCAAGUGUUUCCGGUGGAACAUGGGCGUCUUCCAUCUACAUGUUUGCAAAGGAUGUCUCGGUCAAGGAGUUGCUUGGGGAGGACACGGUUCCGAAUGACUUGACCAUGGACCGCCUAGAAAGUGAACCUCCACGACUCGGCGAUGUCGCUACCACCAGCAUCAACAUCUUCUGGACCAUCGUGGGCAAGUGGGCACAUGGGAAGUCGAAUCCACGCGAUAUGUGGAUUGACGUCUAUGCCAAAACCGUCCUCGAGCCUUUCGGCCUGGCAAAUAGGAGCCAGUUCAUGGCCGCAGAUGAGGCGAGUUUGCAGCGAAUCCUCGCUGAAAACCCAAGCCUACAGCGGGAGCAGUUUCUGAUCCCGAACCCGCUGCGUCCAAAGACGUAUAUCAUGGGUGGGACUCUUCUCGCACCGGUUGGCUUGGAAGCCACGGAGAGGAGUGCCGUGAAUCUGCAGAUGUCUCCGGACUACACUGGCUCUCCAUUCUAUCCGGAGGACAAGGUUGUCUCCUACGACGGCAAGGAUACUCGGGAGUUUCUGCUCGGUGGUGGCUUGGUCGAGAGCUUUGCCUUCGGUGGCUCUGCGCCCAUCUCCGAAAAUGGGCAGAUGGGAGGAAGCCAAGUUAGCAUGGAGGCACCGCCGUCGGCAUUCAGCCUGGCUGAUGCAGUCGGGAUCAGCAGCGCAGCCUUUGCAUCAGUGCUGGUGACUGCUUCUGGCUGGAUGCACCUCUUCGCGCAACACGCCCAAGAAUACCUUCCGACCAGAGACUACUGGCCAGUGACAUCCGCCCUCUUCAAAGAGCGGAGGCCGGCCAUGAAGCACGUGUUGGGUGAUGGCGCGGAGACAGACAACACUGGCAUGAUGGCGCUGCUGCAGCGGAGGGCAACCAAAAUUGUUGUCGUUCACAACACCAAUGUGGAGCUCUCGGAGGAAAUAGAUUUCUGUGGAAGUUUAUUUGACAUCACACAGCUCGCUCUUCACGGCAAAGUAUCGAAUGACUUGCUCGACAAGUUCGGGUACAUUGCUGAAAAUCCAGGCGAGUAUUUGGUUCACAACCAGGUUUUCAAUCGCAACGAGCUGCAGCCCCUCCUGUGUGAGUUCCAGAAGAAGCGGAAAUCUGGCGAUGCAUUGGUGGUGGAGCGGCAGCUGCAGGUGCUGGAGAACAAGAAGUGGGGCAUACAAGGGAAUUGGAAAGCGUCCGUGAUUUUUGUUUAUCUGAACAGCUGCAAACGCUUCGACGUGAACCUGCCACCGGAGACUUUGCAGGAGGUGCAGAAGGGCAGUGGGGGCAAGUUUGCACACUGGCCGCACUUCAAGACGUCAAACCAAAAUUCCGGGAAGUUCACGACGUACACGAACGAGCAGGUAAAUCUUUUGUCCGCGUUUGGAGAGUACAUGAUCCGUUCCAACGAAGACAUGUUCAUGCGGUUCUUUCGUUAUUGUUCAGACGAUGAUGGACGGUGUCACAAGAAGUUGCCAGAUGUUUUCGCAGACAUCGUUCCAAUCAACGACGAGAAGAAAGAGUUCCCACCCAGACAGGCGAAUCUGCAGACGGCUGUCUGCCUGAGCGGUGGUGGCACCAGGGCAAUGGUGGCUGCGCUGGGUGCUCUGAGGGGCCUGGAGUACCUGGACUUAUUGGGCCGCACGGACCUUCUGGUCUCGGUGUCUGGUGGCACAUGGACCUCGGGACCCUUCAUGUUCUCGCACAUGAGCAAGGGCCAUCUCCUUGGAUCCCCCACGCGACCCUCGGAGCUCUCCCUCGAGGAGCUGACGACGCGGCCAGGGUUGAUAGGCGACGGGGCGACUCACGACAUCUACCACCUGCUCAAGACUGCGUUUCUCAACAACGACGACCCGCACUCGAUUUGGGUGAAUGCAUUCAACGAGAUCCUCUUGAAGCCCAUUGGCCUGGGCAACAUGAGCAAGUACAUGGCUCCGGAUGACAGCACCGUCCAGCGCAUCAUUCGCAAGAAUCCUCACUUGCAGCGCGAGGACUUCAUUGUCCCACCGUCUGAUCGGCCGCGUGCCUUCGUCAUGCUUGGAGUUCUGCUCGCUCCCUUGGGACACGAAUCCGAUGAUGAUACAGUCGUGUCUUUGCAGAUGUCUCCAGACUUCUCCGGCAGCCCUUUCUAUCCUGGACGGGAAGGCCAGCUGCAGUUUGACGAAGAGGGCGAGCACUGGCUCGCCAGCUCCGAUAUUCCUGCUCUCAAGUUGGUUGUGGGAGGCGGCAUGGUGGAGACCUUCGCGUUCGGUUCCGACACGCCCUUUUCGGACCAAUCUGGAGGGCACGGCGUGAGAAUGCCGUCGCCGUCGGAGCCCCUGAGCUUGGCGAAGGCCGUGGGGGUGAGCAGCGCUGCGUUUUCGGCCUACACCUCGCAAGCCAUGGACAAGUUGGGAGGGCAGAGAAUGCAGGCCUUGAUACCGGUUGCAACGCUUUGGCCGAUAACUUCCAAGAAGUUUCCUGGUCCCAAGGCAGCUGCGAAGUUCAAGAUCGGCGAUGGAGGCCACAUGGACAACUCUGGGCUGAUGCCGGCACUGCAGCGGAAGGUGCCUAGGAUUGUGAUGUUCCUGAACACCGAUGUGAAGAUUGGCAUGAAGUCGGACUUCUGCGCUUACACUCCAGUGGGUGCAGGGGAACUCGGAUCAGCAGCUGCGUGGUACUUCGUGGACAAAUUCGGACUCGGAGCCCAUGUGGACGGGUCGUGUUUCGUUUCAAAGACCUGCAGCCAAUCCUCUGUGACCUUCAGACGCAUAGGUGCUCAAGAACAGCUGGUCUGGGCCUUAGACGCUGCCAUGCGGUGUGCUGAAGAGCCAGCGUCGCAGCAUCGCAUUUGCUGGAAGGUGAAGCUACUAGUCUAUCACUUGGACAAGAGCAAAGUCUUCGAGAGCCAGCUUCCUGCGGAUACGCAGAAGGAGAUCGCUGCAGGGAAAGAGGGUAUGUUCGCCAACUUCCCACAGUUCACAAUGGUCCGGCAGAACCCGCGGUCUUUGAUUUCCUACACCAGCGCCCAGGUGAACCUUCUCUCCUCGCUCGUGGAGUACGGUGUGCGUCAGCAUGCUAGCUACUUCCGGGAAGUGCUCGCGGGCAUCCCCCGAAAUCUCUGGGAACCACAGCCCAGCGCCGGGUUCGAGGCGCUGCACCCACGCGAAGCUGCCCAAGGAGACUCUGAGGAGCUUGCAGACAUCCUCCACAGCAGAUAG
Symbiodinium necroappetens is the source of this 3909-nucleotide messenger RNA. The record is from the annotation of a GenBank genome assembly. Lineage: Eukaryota; Dinophyceae; Suessiales; Symbiodiniaceae.